UCUUCAGUUGAAUCUCAGAGAGGUCGUGUAUUUCUCUCUGUUCUUGUCCCUGAUUGUGUUGACGUCAAACAAACUCUGAUAUGAAUCUAAAUUUGAUGAAUAUUUUCCGUUUUCCUUGACGUCGUCAUCGGCAGGUACGUCAAGUUCACUCACAUUAAAGUGGAGUAAUCCCGUUAAGCUCGUGGCCUAAUCCAGAAAAACUCUUAUGCGGGUUUGGAUUAAGAGUGUGUAAAGGUGUGUUUCUUUCUCACACUGUUGUAGAGCAAACCUCUGUGUGAUUUCUUCUCUCUGAUUUUUGCCGCGGUGAGAAUGAGACCAGACUGAUAACGUGAGCCUGAAGAUCUCACGCUGGUCUUCAUAGUUUCAUUUAGUGUUUUUAUUUAUUGAACAGCUAGAAUGAUGUCUAAGAAGCAGAGCAGGUGUCAUGACAACCUGGUGAACUCUAAGAGCAACACACCGACACAGAGAGCCAAGAGGAGGGAACCAGCAGCUUUAUCACCUCCUGUGAGGAGCGGAGGUAAACAUGCGUGCAGCAGUGCGUCUAAAGCCAGCGUGAGUUGUGUGAGGAGUAACAGCUUCAGCAGCAGGGGGUUGGACUCGUCUGUGAGCGGCAGCAGAGCCGGAGGCAGUUUGAAGAGAAGCAGCGUCGGCCAGCAGAACUUUAUUAACCCGCCGAGCAGCAGAGCAGCUCCUCGCCCCGCCAAACCGCCUCUACGCCUCUGCAGCAGCCGCAGCUUCUCGUCCCUCCAAACCGCCUCUCUCACCACCGCCACGUUCAGCCGGAGCAGCCACUCGCUCAGCAGACUGGACCAGAAAUCCAGCAGAGACAAUUCAGAGCACAGUGAUCGAAGUUCACAGGUGAAAAAAGGACGAGUGACUUCUGGCCAGCUCAGCAGGACUAACAGCGACCUGUGUCACGGUGACGAUGCUGAGAAGAUGAAAACACGCAGCUCCUCUGAGCCUGCAGAGUCCUCGUCCUCGCUGGUCUCCACCUCUGAAUGUCAUCAGCACUGCAACAAAGUCAAGAAACAGAACAGAGAUGGAGUGUACUCACUCUGUGCAAUGACCUCUGGGAUGAGACGUAACCUGGUCCACGCCGUGUUGAAGAAUGUGAGGCCCAGUCCUACACCGGACGCCACAAGCUCUGUGACAGAGCAGCAGCCACACUCACAUAAGUCUGACGCUCUGCAGAAAUCUGAACACACAAACAGCGUUUCACCAGACUGUGCAGAGGAAACACAAACACAGCACAAAGAUCAGGAGCUCACACUGCAGAGUCCUGCUGAUAAAAGCUCUGACUCGUCUACAAUCUCCUCCUGUCACAUUAUCUCCCCCACUUCACCCUUCGACUCCCCCAUCACAUCAUCCAUCGGGCCGUCAGAGCGGGUGGAGGAGGGUGAAGGUGCUUCCACACAGACCGGUACGACCGAUUCAUCCUCGGUAGUUGCAGGAGCAGAAAGUCGCACCACAACAAUGCCGUCAAACGACAAGUGUUUGGAUGAACGUUUAACCACGGAGAGUGAAACUGAUCAAGUGAACAGCACGACUACGAGUGGGGAACAACAAGUUUCAAUAAAUGAGCAGAAAACUUGGCAACUUAUAAAAGAGCUUGAACUGACACAGAGGGAAUUGUCUCGACUGCAGCAGAUAAACAGUGAUCUGCAGGAAGAGCUACAACAACAGAGAGAGAAUCCUUCUCCUUCACAGCUUGGUAGUCUUUCAAACGGCUCUCCGGGUCAAGCUCUGGCUCUACAGAGACUGCAGAAGAUGAACCACGACCUCCACUCUGAGCUGGAGGCUCUGAGGAGGAGUCAGGAGGAGGCCAGAGAGGCUGAGCUGAGGAGUAGAGUGGAUCUCUUGGCUCAGCAGGCACAGUUAUUGGUCACUGGUGAUGCCACGGCACUCGCACAAGCCCAUCUGGAGCAAGACCGCCGGCGGUUUCAGGAGCAGCGGGUGGAGUGGGAACACUGCGUGGCCUCCCUGAAGUCCCAGCUGAGUGCUGCUGAGGAGCAGAGGAAGGAGGCUGAGGAGCAAAGGAGGGAGGUCGAGUCUCGUUUCACACAGCUGCAGCAGGAGGUGCAGGGUUAUCACAGUCUCCAGGAGGAGGCCAUUCUCUUACAGAAAAAUCUGCAAGAGACGAAAACUCAACUUCAAGCUAAUGAGGAGGCCCAGGCUCAGAAAGAGGCUCGCCUGCAGAAGCACCUCCUGCUCCUUCAGGCGAGUCAGGACAGAGAGCGGAGGAGUCUGGCUGCUAGUCUGGCACAAGCAGAACAACACUCACAGGUCCUCCAGGAGAGACUAGACAGGGCUGAGGAGCAGCUGGGGAGCCUGAAUAAGAGUCAGACGUGGACCAAGGGCAUUGAGAGAGCUCAGCAGCAGCUCCAGGAGGAGCUAACGUGUACAGUUACAGCUGUGCAGAAACUUCAGGAGGAGAGAGAGCAGGUGGAGCGUCGCUGUGAGGACCUGCAGAGUCAGUUAUCCGAGGCAGACGUGGAGGUGAGUCGGCUGCAGAGCCGCCUGAAAACCGACGAGACGCACUACUACAACAUGGAGCACUCGUAUGAGAGAGUUUCUGAGGAGCUGCAGGUGGCCUUAGGGAGGGUGAAGCAGAAGGAGGCAGACAUUCAGGACAUAAGAGAGGGCUACGAGAGGCUGCUGGACAGAAAGGAGCAGGAGCUGAUUGAAAUCCUGCUGAAGAUGGAGGUGUUAGGAAACAGUCUGGAGGAGACGGAGGUGAAGCUGAAUGAGAAGAUGACAGAGUGUAGCUGCUCCUCCUCUCAGCAGAAGAAUGAAUCCUCAGAGACUCCUCAACAGACCGCUGAUCCAGUCAGGACAAAGGAAGCAGACAGUGGCCUGGUGUCAAACCACACAGGCGCUGUUGAACAGUCAGGACCCCGUUCUCUCACGGUUGACUCAUCUCAGCAGUGUGAUGUCACAGCUGAUGACGACCCGGAGAAGUUUAUGACCGUGAUCCAGACUCUUGAGACGAAGCUGUUUGUAACAGAGGAGAAGCUAAGGGACAUCAUGCAGAGACUGGAGGAGCACCAGGGUCACACAGGCUGCCAGGACCCCCACCUCUGCUCCCAGCUGACCCAGAGCCGAGCCACCGCCCAGCACCUCAGUCUGCUGCUGCACAGCCAGGCCAAGCAGAGCCAGCGCUUCACUCAGGAGACAGAGAACUGCUGCAGGAUGCUGGCGGGAAGGUUUCAGGUCGCACUGAACAUCAUACAGGUCUGCAGAGAGUGGCUUCAAUCCGCACCGAUUAAUAUAACAGAGUUUGAGAAGCAGUUAUCCAGCGCUGCUGCCUGCCUUCAGCAAGGAGAAAGAGAUGCAGAGAAACAGAUUCAAGAAUCAUGCAACGCCGGCAGAGGAGAGGAGAAGAUCCUGAAAGAUGAAGCUUCAGCAGCUGCAGCUGAGAGAAAACACUCAGAGGUCGACAUGGAAAGUGCAGGAAAGUGUUUCAUGAGGGAACUCUUUGUCGUGGAGAAAAUGGUGUCCGUCCUCCAGAGUCAGAGUGGGCGAGCACUCCUUGUACCGAGAGAAGAUGAGGGAGAUGUGGCAGCCAGAUACAGAAGUUUAAUCUCCCAAAGAAUAGCGUUAAAGACAGAGAGAAGGACUCCAUCUGGGAGGACAGAAUGUGACAACAAAGAACCUGUAGAAGGCAUCAUCCAUUCAGUCUGUGCUGAAGCAGAGCUCACGUAUGCUGCCUUAAAUCUUCUGCAGGAAUUUGAGAGCGGGACAAGCGAAAGAAAUAAAGAGAGGGAGCAUGAGAGGAAAAGUCUGGCGGAUAUCUGCCCCCCAGAGCUGGCUCCUUAUGAGGGCAGAUGUUCAGAAGAAGAGGCAGGUGAAAACGAUGACAAAAAGGAAGUGAUGGAGAGAGAAGCAGACUGGUUAGAGAGACUUCUAUCCCGCCUGCAGAGGAGAGUUAAGUGUUUACGCCAGCUGUGCCAGGAGACGUCUGAUGGAGAUGAAGCAGACUGCAGUACGGAUGAUUGUUGGGAAAACGCUUCUGCUUCUGACUUAAAUCGGAUGCUGGAGCAAGCGAAGUUGAUUUAUUUGUCGGAGAGACUGCGCUUGGAUUUAGAGCAGCAAAGUGAGAUGUUAAAGGACAAACUGCAAGCUCUGUGCAGAGAGGAAGAAAUCAAAUUGAAGGACGAGCAGGAGGCUUUUAAUUACACCUUGUGUCAGCUCCAGGAGGACAACUCUGCGUUGAGAGAAGAACUGGAGCGUGUUGAGCUGAAGAUCCUCUCAGAAGAGACCGGGAACCAGAGACUCCUGGAAAACAUGCAGGAAAUCGAGGAUUAUCACGAGGAACGGAUGAACAAGCUGGAGGAAGAGUUUCAGGAGAAGAUAAAAAAGCUGCAGCAGAUCCACGAAGACGAGAUGAAACACUUGCAUGCUUACUACACUAAGUCUAGUUUGUUCAAAGAGAAGCAGAUUCAAACCAGCACGAAAGCCCCAACUGUCCCUGAAUGCACCUCCUCCUCAUCAGACCAGACUGUGAUGGAGAGGAGGACAAAAGAGGAGCUCAGGAACCCAACGACUGGAGGUGAUGAAACAGCCGGGAGGGAAGCGUAUCAGGAGGAUCACGUAAUACUUGAGGCCCCAUCUGAUGAAAGCAUCACCGCUUUGGAGGAGACGCACAGACAGCUGAUGGGUGACCUGCAGCAGCAGCAUCAGCAGGAGGUGGACGCUCUACUGAAGGAGAAAGACCAGCUGCUGCAGGAGGAGUCGGCCGCCACGAUGGCAGCCAUUGUGGCGAUGAGGAGAGCACAUAAACAGGAGCUGGAGAACAGCCGACGGUCUCAGCACAUCAGGGAGAGUGCUGACAUCACACAACUACAAAUCGAGCACGAGGAGGAGCUGGAGGUGUUGCAGAAGGAGCUCGAGACGUUGUCGGUUCAGCACACUCAGAAAUGUCUGGAAAACUCUCAGCUGACCCAUGAGCUGCAGGACGAGAGAAAGUCAUCGAUACAAUACCAGAAAGAAAACCAGGAGCUCAAAAAGAAGCAGAGAGAACCAGAUGAGAUGACUCAGCGAUGUUUCUCCCUGAAUGGGAAGCAGCCGCAUGCUGUCCCUCAAGAAAACGACUUCUAUGAGAUGGAGGUGAUUCUGAGGGCGAGAGAGGCAGAGAUGCAGUUUCUCAGGCAGGAAGCUUGCUCGCUCAGGGAGGAGUUGAAGAUUGCUCGGAUGGACAAACUGUACGCCCAGAACAAGCUGAAGGCUCUUCAUUCAAACAGUCAGGAUGAAAUCAGUCACGACGUCAAAAAACUCUGUGAAGAUUUCAAGUUCUCCUCUUUAGGCAGAGACGCUUCAGCUCGGCGCCGCGAGAACACUGUGACAAACACAAACAACUCUGCUUUUCUGAAGAAAACAGAGAAAUCCUUCCUCACGCGUCAGAUCAGAGGAAUGAGAUCGAAGAGUUUGAAAGAAGGUCUCUCCAUCCAAGAGAGAAUGAAACUGUUUGAGUCGUUCUGAUGAAACAAGACGAGAGAGUGGAAUCUGCAUUCAGAGCAAAGCUGCGGUUUAGAAGAUUUAUUUCUGUGUAACUUUUGUUGUUAUACAAUGUUUUGUUCGUCAUGAUUUUUUUGACCAUGUAAAUAUGUUUGUGAUGGUCUGUUGGAUCUGGAGAAGUGAAUAUUUAAGAGGAAGAAGCAUCAAAAGAACCACUAGAGGGAGCCACUUCACUCUGACUUUUCUAGAUAAAACAUUUUACAAAGACUGAUGAUUGUUAUACGUUGGAGCUCAGCACUUUGUACAGUGUAGACAAAGACUCUCAGACUGUGUUUAUAUAAUAACAAAAACUGAGUGUGAUGGAUUAGUUGUUUAAAAAUGUUACAAACAUAUCGUACCACUAGAUGGAGCAGGAAACAACCUGAACUCUGACAUCAGACGGCGAGCUGAGACUGAGGCGAUGCUCCUUCAUCAAAAGGUUUUUUUUUAUGUACAAAAAUAUUUCAGCUGAAGAAAUAAAAUAAGAACAACAGUUUCAGGAUUUUAAACAGUUUCAGAAUUUUAAUAUUAAAAAUGUAACACUGAAGAUAUAACUCACUGUGUUUGAUGAUUUUUU
Molecule: messenger RNA, 6070 nt
Organism: Labrus mixtus (cuckoo wrasse)
Lineage: Eukaryota; Metazoa; Chordata; Actinopteri; Labriformes; Labridae
Product: trichohyalin
Exons: 18
Coding region: 397-5478 (1693 amino acids)
Biological process (GO): actin filament organization
Cellular component (GO): actin cytoskeleton
Molecular function (GO): actin filament binding
Source: RefSeq, a predicted model, not a curated record